Cynara cardunculus var. scolymus (artichoke) is the source of this 1861-nucleotide messenger RNA. RefSeq names its product endoplasmic reticulum oxidoreductin-1-like. The transcript has 10 exons. Gene Ontology annotation, cellular component: endoplasmic reticulum; endoplasmic reticulum membrane. The record is from RefSeq and is a predicted model, not a curated record. Gene Ontology annotation, biological process: protein folding in endoplasmic reticulum. NCBI's taxonomy places the organism in Eukaryota, Viridiplantae, Streptophyta, Magnoliopsida, Asterales, Asteraceae. Bases 270 to 1712 code for a protein of 480 amino acids. Gene Ontology annotation, molecular function: thiol oxidase activity; protein-disulfide reductase activity; FAD binding.
UAUAGACCUUGGUUUUCUUGUGUAGACCGCCAUCUUGGCAACUUCUUCUCAACUGAUUUCUUUCUUCAAAAUCUGUGUGUCUACAAGUCAUUUAGUCGGCGUUACGAUUCAAUUCAAUUCAAUUCAACGAAACCGCUUUCAAUUUAUAACCAAACAAACAAUUUGUGUUUUUUUUCCAAAUCAAAUUUCAGUUAGAAUUAUUAGGGUUCUUGUUUGGAGGUGUUUCUUUUUUGUAAUUGUGAAAUUGGUGAUUUGUGUAUGAAAAAUUAAUGGUGGAGGUAGAGAUCAAAGGCAAGAAACUUGCUAAUGGCGGUGAUGAGAAGAGCAGGGUAUGGAGGUGGAGACUUGUUGGUGCUGUCAUAGCAGUUUUACUUGCUACAUCUCUGAUUCCAUGGCGGCAUUCUCGGAGAUUCUCUUUUCUUCCUUCUCCUUGCCGUUGCUCUGAGGAUUCUCAUAAAUAUACAGGCAUUGUUGAAGACUGUUGUUGUGAUUAUGAGACGGUUGAUAGUGUUAAUGGAGCAGUUUUAUACCCCUUGUUGCAAGAGCUUGUCACGACUCCCUUCUUCCGCUAUUUUAAGGUUAAGCUUUGGUGCGAUUGCCCCUUCUGGCCUGAUGAUGGCAUGUGCCGACUGCGUGAUUGCAGUGUAUGUGAAUGUCCAGAAAAUGAAUUUCCAGAACCUUUUAAGAGGCCAUCACUGCAUGGUCUUGCAAAAGAUGAUCUUAUAUGUCAAGAGGGAAAGCCGGAGGCUGCUGUUGAUCGUACUUUAGAUGCUAAGGCAUUUAGAGGCUGGGCGGUGGUAGAUAAUCCAUGGACUAAUGAUGAUGAAACUGAUAAUGGUGAAAUGACAUAUGUCAAUUUGCAAUUGAAUCCCGAACGUUACACAGGCUACACAGGGCCAUCAGCCAGAAGAAUAUGGGAUGCUGUAUAUUCAGAAAAUUGUCCAAAGUAUUCAUCUGGUGAAAGUUGCCAAGAGAAGAAAGUGUUAUACAAGUUAAUAUCUGGUCUUCAUUCCUCAAUUUCUAUCCACAUAGCUGCUGAUUAUCUCCUCGAUGAGACUACAAAUCAGUGGGGUGCAAAUCUUCAAUUAAUGCAUGACCGUGUCUUGAAACAUCCCGAGCGUGUGCAAAACCUGUACUUCACUUUUCUCUUCGUUCUCAGAGCCGUGACAAAAGCAGCCCCCUACUUGGAGCAGGCCGAAUAUGACUCUGGUAACCAUCUGGAGGAUAUGAAAGCCCAUUCCUUGAUUCGGCAACUAAUUCACAAUCCCAAACUACAAGCUGCAUGCCCUCUUCCGUUCGAUGAGGCUAAGCUUUGGCAAGGCCAAAGUGGACCUGAACUGAAGCAACAGAUACAAAAGCAGUUUAGGAACAUCAGUGCCCUUAUGGAUUGUGUAGGGUGCGAAAAGUGCCGUCUGUGGGGAAAACUUCAGGUUCUUGGCCUCGGAACUGCUUUAAAAAUCCUAUUCUCUGUUGAUGGUCAAAAACACCCAGAUCAGCAUCUGCAGUUGCAAAGAAAUGAAGUGAUUGCACUGAUGAAUCUGCUGAAUCGGCUCUCGGAAUCACUAAAAUCAGUCACUGAUAUGGGUUCUUCUGCUGCUAUGGACGGCUUGGUUCUAGAACCUUCUUCUAAAGCAAUCAAUGUGAUUCAAAGAUUACGGGAAUUAUGGAUGGCUAAUUGGUGGAAGAAUGUGCCAGUUUCACCGCUAUCUUGAACUCGCAAUGCUCACAGUUUUAAAACAACCCGAAUCGGAGAUGAGGUAAAUUAAGGUGACGAUACACACAUACAUUGUGAAUAGAGGGGCGAAAACACCACAUGUAAUGCUAAUAUGGACGGACGUCCGUGGUUUCAGAACGUACUAUA